ACAGGCGGGACUUAAGUGAACGAGAAAUAUGAGACGGUACAUGUAGGAGAUUGAGGAUGAGAAUGAUUCGUUGAUUUAAAAGAUUAGUUCUCAAUCAAAACAUCAAUACUGAUUCGUCUGUAGCUUCGAAUCACAGCAACUAUGGAUGAACAGACGACCCCUGUUCGCCAGCAGCAUGUUUUUCACGUAAAGAAACUGCAUAGGUAUUUGACAGGGAGACUUCAGAGCGUUUCGGAAAACAGUCAGUUUUCCUUGCGGCAAUACAGGUAUGGUCAGUCCAAUCCGACAUUUCUAAUUCAAACACCAAAUAAGAGCUUUGUACUCAGAAAGAAACCUCCUGGAUCUUUGCUUCCUGGUGCUCAUAAGGUGGAUAGGGAGUAUCUUGUCCAGAAAGCACUGCACUCCAUUGACUUUCCUGUUCCUCAGCCUUUGCUUUACUGCUCGGACACAAAUGUUAUCGGCACAGAGUUUUACAUCAUGGAGCAUGUUCAGGGCCGUAUAUUCCGGGACCCAAGGCUACCAGACGUCAGUGCAGCAGAACGCAGUGCUCUGUAUGUAGCUGCAGUUGAGGUGUUAGCCAGACUUCACUCUGUUAACCUUACCAAACUUGGCCUAGUAGGAUAUGGGAAAGGGGCAGGUUAUGCCAAGAGGCAGGUGUCAACAUGGAUAAAGCAGUACAGAGCCUCAGCACACAAAAUCAUUCCAGCUGUAGAUGAUCUUGCUGUUUGGCUGAGCAACAAUGUGCCACCAAUUGAUGAGAAAGUGACCCUAGUACAUGGUGAUUUUCGGAUUGACAACCUGAUAUUCCAUCCAUCAGAGGCCCGAGUACUAGCGGUAUUGGAUUGGGAAUUAUCCACAAUUGGGCAACCACUUGCAGACCUGACUUAUUUCCUUAUGCCUCAAUACUGUUCCUCCCAUCUCAAUAUUAUUACUGUUCUUGGUGGAGUUACAGGGAUAGAAGGUAUCCCUUCAGCAGAAGACUUGAUCUCCAUUUACUGCCAAUGCUGUGGAAUUCCUCCUUCACUUCCAAAUCAGAAUUUUUUUACUGCCUUGGCCAUGUUUAAAAUGGCCUGCAUUGCACAGGGUAUUUAUGCAAGGUCUUUGCUGGGGAAUGCUAGUGCUCCUAAUGCGGCUGAGUUUGGAGAGAGCGUGGAACCUUUAGUUCAGCUGGCUCUGAAGAUCGCCCAUAGUUCAUCUUUGGAUGUACAAGUCCCUGAUAGGUUAUUUCUCCAGUCAGCUAAAGGUUACGCUGUCCUCCAGCAGGUUAAAGAGUUCAUGAAACAACACAUACUGCCUGCACAGAAGGAAAUUACUAAGUACUAUGUCAAACACUGUGAUGGCCCUGAGAGAUGGCAAACACCUCCUGUACUGGAGGAACUAAAGGCAAAAGCUCGUGUAGCUGGGCUGUGGAAUCUGUUCUUGCCAUCAGUGAGUGGACUAUCUCAGCUGGAUUAUUCCUACAUUGCUGAGGAAACUGGACAGUGCUUCUACGCCCCUGAGGUCUUCAACUGCCAGGCUCCAGAUUCAGGGAACAUGGAGAUGCUGCACCUGUUUGGUUCUGAGGAGCAGAAAAAGCUCUGGCUAGAGCCCUUACUGCGAGGAGACAUACGAUCCUGCUUUUGCAUGACUGAGCCAGAUAUUGCCUCAAGUGAUGCGACUAACAUGGAGUGUACCAUACAUAAGGAUAAAGACCACUACAUCAUAAAUGGCAAGAAAUGGUGGAGUAGUGGUGCAGGCAACCCAAAGUGCAAGAUCGCCAUAGUGAUGUGCAAGGGCAAAGCAUCUGGCAGUAUCAGAAGACAUGAUCAGCACAGUAUGAUUUUGGUUCCUAUGGACACACCUGGUGUGAGGAAGAUUCGACCUCUUACUGUGUUUGGACAUGAUGAUGCAUGGCAUGGUGGCCAUUUUGAGAUAAACUUUGACAAUGUUCAUGUUCCUGCAUCCAACAUUCUUUUGGGUGAGGGUCGGGGGUUUGAGAUAGCUCAGGGUCGGCUGGGCCCAGGUAGACUGCAUCACUGCAUGAGAGCAGUUGGACUGGCAGAGCAUGCACUGGAGCUGCUGUGCCAAAGAUCUGGGAGCAGAAGUACCUUUGGCAAAAGACUAUAUCAGCAUGAGGUGGUGGCUCAUUGGAUAGCAGAGUGUCGCAUUGCAAUAGAGCAGGUACGUCUAUUGGCUCUCCAUGCAGCUUAUAUACUCGACACACAGGGGAACAAGGCUGCGAGGAAACAGAUUGCAAUGCUGAAGGUAGCAGCUGGCAGGAUGGCUUGUAAGGUGGUGGACUGUGCCAUUCAGGUACAUGGGGGUGCAGGAGUGUCUGAUGACUUCCCACUUGCACAAAUGUAUACAUAUGCACGAACUCUUCGUCUAGCUGAUGGCCCUGAUGAGGUUCAUCUGUCCUCCAUCGCCCUAAUGGAGCUCAGGGAUCAGCUUGGACAGAUAGCUGCCAAACUCUAAAUUAACCACUUUUUGUUGAUUUAAUUAUUUUUGAAAUCUUAAUUUACUCUAAUCAAAUUAUAUUACUCCUUAUGAAUCUAAUCAUAACUAAAACAAUAAAGUGGAGGUCAAAUGUCUAAGAGCACUAGUGAAAAAGCUUUUUUUUUUUUUUUUUUUUUUUAAAUAAUUUAUUUUCAAUACAAAAAUUUGAAAUUUUAAUACACAUUAUAAUUCUGACAGCAACAUGAGUGGAAAAAUAGAAUCUUUGAAAUAUGUAUUUCAUAGUUUUUUCGUGGAAUUUUAGGCCCUGUCCACAUGAACGCAGGUAUUUUUAAAACUAUUUUUGAAAACUCCUGCCAGGGUGAAGUUUUUUUUAAAAACUAUGGUUGCAGUGUUAUUGUGUAGACAGCGAAACCGGAGAUUUUUGGCUUGUGAACAGGGUUGCCAGAUUGGACUGAACACAACUACAUCUUAAACCCUGCCCAUUUAAAAAAAAAUAUGACCCCAAAAUGCCUACCAUUAUAACUAAUACAAUAACAAACAGUUAUAACAAUUAAUAACUUUGUGAUAUCGGCUUAACGAGUAGAAUGAUUACAACAACCCGCUAAUCAAGACUGAAGUCUGACUGGACAGGACUCUCCUGAACCUUAUUGGCUAAACUGAACCAUAUAAUUAAAACAAACAUUACAUAUUGUACUUUUUUAUUUAUUCAUUUGAAUAGAGAAUUAAUAAAAUAUCGUGUUUAUAGUCAAAAAUAAAAACCCGCCAGUUGCAUCAAAAACCAGCCCAGAUUUUAUCAACCUGCCCAAUGCACUUUUUCCCGGUGAGACGUGACCAAAAGAAGACCAAUUGGGCGGAAACCCACCCAAUCUGGCAACACUGCUUGUGAAGUCGGUGUCUGAGCCUGAGAGGCUUCUUAUUGGCCAACAUGGCUUUACGGUUGAGAUUAUAUAGUAUUAUAUAGUUUUGCAUGCUCUUGACAGCACUUCAGACCACGUUUUUGCGUUUUCAUGUGGACAAGAUUUUUUUUAAAAACGAAGGAGAAAAAACUCAGUUUUUAAAAAUACCCAUGUACGUGUGGACUAGGCCUUAGAGACUUAGUAUUUAUGUCCUUUUUUUUGCUUUAAUAACAGUGUUGAGUUAUGAGCACUUACUUUAGUAGACCAAAUUAGGCAUGAGGGAAAUUUGACCUUUAGAACAAAGAAAUUCAGUAUCACAAACUUUAAAUAAAUAGUGCAAACUCUUUAACACUGCACACUUUCUUUCUUUCUUUGAAAUAUUCAGAUAUUUUAUUUUCAGGUUUUCCCCAGAUUUUCAGUGUGGUGUCAGACUAUUGACCCUGUGUGUGUGCAGGCACCAUCCCCUUUGUUUAUAAACAGCUAUACACCUGCACAUGCACUUGCAGUUAUUUAAAUACCAGAAUAUGGGAUGAAUUUGAUCGAUGUGACUUUUAAUUAUGGCAUGGUUGUUGGUGCCAAGUUUUUAGAUGCUGCUCAAAUGGGAUAUUUCACAGCCUCUGGAGUUCAUUCAGAAUGGUGUGAGUGAGUGAAGUGUCUGCAGACUGAAACACUGUGAUGAGGAACAUCAGUGGAGAAUGUGUAGAAUGGUUUCAGCCAACAGGAAGUCUAUAGUAACACAAACACUUUACAAUCACAGUGACUAGAAAGAAUGCACAGUAUAUCAAACCUUGAGGUGGAUCACAGUAGUAGACUACAUUGGGUUCAACUUUAGUCAAGAACAGAAUUCUAGAGAAAUAGGCUAUCAUGGGCACAAACUCACAGAAAUAGGUCCAUGAUAGCCUCAUAUUUCUGUUAUUGGCUGAUGGGAAUGGAACCCACUGUCGUCUUCUCUUGUUUUAGCCCAUCCACCUUAAGGUUCAAUGUUGUGUGCAUGCUGAGAUGCUUUUUCUACUCACCGCAGCUGAGAAUGAUCGAGUUGCUAUAUCCUAUCUGGCAGCUGGAACCAAUUUGAUUGCUCUUAUCAGUAAGUCAUUUCCACUUACAUAACUGUUGCGUUUUUUUUCUCUCCCCACUAUUUUGUGUAAAUUAUAUAAACUGUGGUGUGAAAAUCUCAGUAGAUCAGCAGUUUCUGAAAUACUCAAAUCAUCCCAUCUGGUAUCCUGGUAUUUAUUUUAGAUUCAGUCACAUUUUUUUAAACCUCUUUUUGUUGUUUGAUGUAAACAUCAAUUGAAGCCUUAAACCUGUAUCUUCACCCAUUUAUGUAGUGUGCUGCUGCCUUAUGAUUAUGCAUGGAUAACUGCUUAAAUAAACAAGAUGAUGAUUCAGAAA
This is a messenger RNA of Hemibagrus wyckioides, 4721 nucleotides long. RefSeq names its product acyl-CoA dehydrogenase family, member 11 (gene acad11). NCBI's taxonomy places the organism in Eukaryota, Metazoa, Chordata, Actinopteri, Siluriformes, Bagridae. The transcript has 20 exons. Gene Ontology annotation, cellular component: mitochondrion. The coding region runs from base 142 to 2454 and encodes 770 amino acids. The record is from RefSeq and is a predicted model, not a curated record. Gene Ontology annotation, molecular function: flavin adenine dinucleotide binding; oxidoreductase activity, acting on the CH-CH group of donors.